Molecule: messenger RNA, 1526 nt
Organism: Papilio machaon (common yellow swallowtail)
Lineage: Eukaryota; Metazoa; Arthropoda; Insecta; Lepidoptera; Papilionidae
Gene: Lac
Product: lachesin
Exons: 9
Coding region: 115-1218 (367 amino acids)
Cellular component (GO): neuron projection
Source: RefSeq, a predicted model, not a curated record
UACUCACUCACUUAGAAGUUUAUUAUUGGUCGCGACGACCGACGAUUCUAUUCAAUUUCUCAAAACGAAACGAAAGUUGUCUGUUGUGAGUUGUGUGGUGAAGCGUUGUUUGCAAUGGCGCUUUUAAAUUUAAAAUACGUUCAGAUAAUACUAUGUUUAGCCACAGUUGCACGUGGUCUGCGCACGCCGACGAUUUCGCAUAUAACUCAAGAGCAGAUCCGUGACAUCGGCGGGCAGGUGGACCUCGACUGCUCCGUGCACUACGCUCAGGACUACCCCGUGCUGUGGAUGAAGUACGACCGGCAGAAGACGACGGAGGCGCUGCCGCUGUCCUCCAACUCGGGCCUCAUCAUCCGCGACUCGCGCUUCUCCAUGCGCUUCGACGCCGCCUCCGCCACAUAUACGCUCUCGAUCAAGGACAUCCAGGAGACGGACGCGGGCUGGUACCAGUGCCAGGUGCUGCUGUCCGUCAGCAACAAGAUCACCGCCGAGGUGGAGCUGCAGGUGCGCCGGCCCCCGGUCAUCUCCGACAACUCCACGCGCUCCCUCGUCGCCAGCGAGGGCGAGAGCGCACAGAUGGAGUGCUACGCCGGAGGGUUCCCGCCCCCGAAGAUAUCCUGGCGCAGGGAGAACAACGCCAUCCUGCCCACCGGCGGAUCUAUAUAUAGGGGCAACAUCCUGAAGCUGAACUCCGUGCACAAGGAGGACCGCGGCACAUACUACUGCGUGGCGGAGAACGGAGUGGGCAAGGGCGCGCGUCGCAACAUCAACCUAGAGGUGGAGUUCGCGCCCGUCGUCACCGUGCCCCGCCCACGACUGGGACAGGCGCUGCAAUACGACAUGGACCUGGAGUGCCACGUGGAGGCGUACCCGCCGCCCGCCAUCUCCUGGCUCAAGGACGAGGUGCAGCUCUCCAACAACCAGCACUACAGGAUCUCGCACUUCGCGACGGCGGACGAGUUCACGGACACGACUCUGCGCGUCAUCACCAUAGAGAAGCGGCAGUACGGCCUCUUCACCUGCAAGGCGCAGAACAAGCUCGGCACAGACGAGGGACAGGUGGAGCUCUUCGAGUCAUCAAUCCCGGACAUUAAUUUCCCGGGUCUGCGUCCGGACCCGCAGCUGUACGGCGCCGCCCCCCACCCUCACCCCCACCCCGCAACACUCGCUCUGUACAUCUUUCUACUGACUCAAUAUAUCUUAUACUAUUUAAACUAAAUCAACAAUUAUUUGUACGUAUUCCUUUGAUUACGUACAUUAACACUGAUAAUAAUCGGAAUGAAAAAGUUCCCUACACUUGACUGUGAACAAAUGGAACUAAUGUCAUACAUCUGCACUCGUUAACAUUCACUCAGUGAAUGAAAUGAAUGAUCUACAAACAUUAUUGCUUUAUAUUUGACAGUGAAUAAUUGUAUACAAAUAUACUUUGACUAACUUUUCUACAAUUUAUAUUUUUUCCAAGUCGAGUUAAUGAUUCUUUAAAUGUUCUCAAUAAAAUAAUUCUCUCUCUUUUUCACUCAAUCUCU